AUGGAUCAAGAAACAGACACGGUCCCUCGGCUUUGGUCAGCCACUGAAGCUCUACAGAAGCUCCGUUCUCGCGAGCUCACGAUUGAACAGUAUGCAGCCUCACUUCUCGUGCGGAUAAAGCAACGCGACGAUGAUGUUAAGGCGUGGGCAUACCUCAAUCCCGACGCUGUGAUGGAGCAGGCCAGAGCGCUCGACAGAGUUCCAUUUGAACAGCGUGGACCGUUGCAUGGUCUGCCAGUUGGGAUUAAAGACAUUAUCUUGACCAAGGACAUGCCAACUGAACAUGGGUCCAAGAUAUACAAGAAUGAUCAUCCUGAAAUUGACGCCGGCUCUGUAAUGGCCCUUCGGCAUGCAGGAUGCCUCAUUUUUGGUAAGACGACCACGACAGAGUUCGCUUUCUCCUUCAUUGGUCCAGCUACUCGCAACGCUCAUAGCGUCAAUCACACGCCAGGCGGUUCUUCAUCUGGAUCAGCAGCAGCAGUAGCAGAUUUCCAGAUCCCUAUAGCACUAGGAUCACAGACGAAAGGCUCCAUCGUUCGACCAGCUGCGUUCAAUGGUGUUUAUGGCUUUAAGCCUACCUGGCAGUCAAUCACGCGUGAGGGACAGAAGUUUUGUUCUCCUAGCGUUGAUACAAUUGGCUUCUUCGCGCGUAGUGUUGCCGACUUCGAACUAUUCGCUGAUGCCUUUGCUCUAAAUGACUACGAGGAGUCUUACUUCAAGGAAGUCAAGGGCUCUAAAUUUGCUAUCUGUAAGCCAGUUCAUUGGGAUAUGGCUGGUCAAGGAACCAGAGAGGCGAUGGACAAAGCUGUUGAGUUACUGCGAGCUCACGGCGCCCAAGUCGAAGAACUCGAUCUCGGUCCUGACUUUGAGAAAGUCGUGGAGUGGCUCAAUCUGAUUGUCAAACUCGAAGGCGCAACAAGUCUCGUGCCCGAGUAUCUUCAGGCCAAAGAACAGAUGGACAAAACAUUGGCAAAGGGAGUUGAGGAGAGAAGAAGCGUUUCACGCAAGGCCCAGUUGCAGGCAUAUGAUGGACUCGCAGCGUUGCGACCUCGUUUCGAUAAGCUUGCGGAGGGGUACACGGCCGUGCUUGCACCAAGUGUGCUUGAUGAAGCUCCUGAGGGGCUGGGUAAUACCGGUGAUCCGGUCUUUGCAUCACCUUGGACUGCUUUACAUGUACCUGUGAUGAACAUUCCUGGAUUUCGAGGGAAGACCGAUAUGCCAGUGUGUGUUUCGCUUGUUGCGGCGAGACUUCGUGACAGGCAUUUGCUCAAGGUAUGUGAGGCUGUUGGUGGAAUCUUCGAGAAGGAAGGUGGUUGGAAUAGAUAA
Messenger RNA from Fusarium coffeatum, 1326 nucleotides. RefSeq lists its product as uncharacterized. The transcript is spliced from 4 exons. NCBI's taxonomy places the organism in Eukaryota, Fungi, Ascomycota, Sordariomycetes, Hypocreales, Nectriaceae. Bases 1 to 1326 code for a protein of 441 amino acids. The record is from RefSeq and is a predicted model, not a curated record. Gene Ontology annotation, molecular function: catalytic activity.